Anneissia japonica is the source of this 1229-nucleotide messenger RNA. RefSeq names its product RING finger protein 121-like. Gene Ontology annotation, molecular function: ubiquitin protein ligase activity; metal ion binding. NCBI's taxonomy places the organism in Eukaryota, Metazoa, Echinodermata, Crinoidea, Comatulida, Comatulidae. The transcript has 8 exons. Gene Ontology annotation, cellular component: endoplasmic reticulum membrane; Golgi membrane. The record is from RefSeq and is a predicted model, not a curated record. Bases 64 to 1059 code for a protein of 331 amino acids.
GGGCGGCAGAUUGAUAUUGCGAAGAAUGGUGGUUACGUGAAUGAAGUAUUCUAGUUGGCAAAGAUGCCAGCCGAAGUUGCAAAUGAUAAUAUAAUUGUAGUACACGAAAACAAUGUUCCAAACAUCGUUAAGCCGACUAUGGACCUUUCAAAGCUCUCCGAUGAAGAAAAAUGGAGAAUUGAGCAUAAAAAACUUCAUGAAAAGCAUAAAGGUCAUGAGGCUAUGCAUGCUGAGAUGGUACUGAUUCUGAUAUCGGUUCUGAUUGUGGCUCAAGUUUUAUUGGUUCAAUGGAAACAAAGACGUUACAAGUCUUAUCAGGCUGUCACCUUACUAGGAAUGUGGCUUAUUCCAUUUUUCUUUACAAUCAACGCACAUUGGUGGCGAUUUCUUGUCACUUGGAUUGUUUUUAGCAUCAUUACUGGAUACAUCAUCUUCAAAGCCACACGUAAACCAUUGCCUGGCAACACUCCUAGGCUAGUGUACAAGUGGUUCUAUAUCCUGUACAAGCUGAGUUAUGCAUUGGGGAUUGCUGGCUAUAGUAUAGUUAUGGGUACUCUACUUAAUUUGAAUUUUCUAUUUCUGGUUCGGACUGAAUCUGCGAUGGAUUGUGGGGUGUUGCUGCUGUUCUAUGGUCUUUAUUAUGGAGUGCUUGGUCGUGAUUUUGCUGAAAUUGUUACAGAAUUUAUGGCAGCUCAUAUAGGGUAUUAUACAAAAACUGGCCUGCCAGGAAGAACAUUAGAAGCUAACAUAUGUGCAGUUUGUGGUCAACAAAUAUUUAUACCUGAUGAAGGGGAAGAAGUUCUUGAAAGAGCCUACGAACUAGGAUGUAGUCACAGAUUCCAUGAAUUUUGCAUAAGAGGCUGGUGCAUUGUGGGAAAGAAGCAGAUAUGUCCGUACUGUAAAGAGAAAGUAGACCUGAAACGAAUGUUUAAAAAUCCUUGGGAGCGUCCUCAUGUGUUGUAUGGACAAUUAUUAGAUUGGAUUCGUUACCUUGUUGCAUGGCAACCAAUAAUAAUUCUUGUUGUACAAGGAAUCAACUAUGGUUUAGGUUUAGAAUGAAUUUCAUAUUAGCAUUUAAAUUUUUGUAACUGCAAGUAUUCUUUUGAAUUGGAGUCUGGGGAUGGAGGCGUAGUAGGUCAAAGUGCACCGCCAUCAACCGUCUUAAUUCCCAUUCAACUACCAAAAGGUGCCAGUAAACUCAUCUAAUCAGUACGGAGACGAAACCUCAC